This is a messenger RNA of Coccomyxa subellipsoidea C-169, 2805 nucleotides long. RefSeq names its product P-loop containing nucleoside triphosphate hydrolase protein. The record is from RefSeq and is a predicted model, not a curated record. Lineage: Eukaryota; Viridiplantae; Chlorophyta; Trebouxiophyceae; Coccomyxaceae. The transcript has 18 exons. The coding region runs from base 1 to 2394 and encodes 797 amino acids. Gene Ontology annotation, cellular component: membrane. Gene Ontology annotation, biological process: transmembrane transport. Gene Ontology annotation, molecular function: zinc ion binding; ABC-type oligopeptide transporter activity; ATP hydrolysis activity.
AUGGUGGUGUGCUAUGGCUGCUCCUUCACUGCUGAAGCUUUGCUGAUCUUAUGGCAGUUCAUCCGCUUCGGCACGCUGAGGAGCGUGUGGGUUGCCAGAAAGCCUCCUGGAUUCGCCUUCAUCGAGUACGAGGAUGUGCGCGAUGCUGAGGAUGCUGUCCGCAAGCUGGAUGGAGGUCCGCAGGGCUGGCGCGUGGAAUUUUCCCGUAAGGACCGCGGUCCGGGCGGCGGCCGCGGCGGAGGCCGUGACGACUUCCGCGGAGGCGGCGGCGGUGGCGGCGGCGGUGGCGGCGGCAUGCGCAGCGAAAUGAAGUGCUACGAGUGCGGUGAGAUGGGCCACUUCGCGCGCGACUGCCGGGCCCGCGGCGGUGGCGGCGGUGGUGGAGGCGGCGGUGACCGUUAUGGUGACCGGGACGGCGGCCGCCGCGGCCGCAGCCGCUCGCCGGUUCGCCGCGCCGCUAGCCGCUCCCCCGUGCGCCGCCGAUCGCCGUCGUACGACGCGCGGCCGCGCCGCAGCCCCUCCUACGAGCCGCGCGCCCGGAGGAAUGGUGCAACCCAUACCGGGGAGGAUCUUGCUCAGAACGACUAUGUCCCCAUUGUGCGGGGUCCCUUGGACAACAAGUACAUCCUGGGCCUCGUCCUGAAGCAGCGGAAGCAUCUGGUGUUGGCAGGGCUGUCCCUGAUCAUUUGCAGCGCAUGCAAUCUGACGUCCCCUAUCAUUAGCGGCAUACUGUUUGAGAUCCUCACCGGCCGACAGCCCAUUUCCAGGUAUCCAUACUUUCUGGCGGCCAUGGCGACGAUAUACACAGUGGAGCCUCUGCUCACACGAGUCUACAUCACCAAUGUUUGCACUGCUGGAGAGAAGGUGCUGCGGCAGCUGCGCAUGGAGCUGUUCCGGACGCUGCUGAUGCAGCGGGUGGAGUUUUUCGAUCGCCACGCAACCCCCGAGCUGACGGCGCUUCUGUCCUCCGACCUGGACUCGCUGCGAUCCUUCAUCUUCUCAAAUGUCUCACGCGAUCGGGGACUGCGCGCCAUUUUCGAAGCCAUCGGGUCUGUGCUGGUGCUGUUUGUGCUGAGCUGGCGGCUGGGGCCUGUGCUGGCGUUAGUAAUCAUCGCGACAGCUGGCGUGGUGGCGGGCUACAAAAAGCAGACCAAGGCGGUGGAGGCCGCAGCAGGGAACGCCCUCUCGCGCAUGGUCGGCGUUGCUGAUCAGGCCUUCAGGGGGAUCACAACUGUCAGGUCAUUUGCUGGGGAGGGGCUCGAGAGGGAGCGUUUUGGAGAACACGCGAUGGCGUCCUACCACGCCGGAGUGGGGGCUGCGAUUCACGGUUCGCUGGUGGCGUUGUACGGUCUUGGGGGCUACCUGGUGAGCCGGGGGCUGAUGCCUCUGCGCGUGCUGCUGUCGGCAAUCGGCUUCACCUUCUCGCUCGUAUUUGCCACCCAGGGCUGCGUACAAACCUUCUCCGACGCGCAGCGCGCGCUCGUGUCCCUUGCCAGGAUACGAGGGAAGCUGGCAGAGGAGGAGCCGGAUCCCACGAUGGCCGCGGCGCUGCCACCUGGCGUCUGGUGGGCUGCCCACAGCCUGCCGGGCCGGGCAGAGCCCUACGGGCCGCACGCGGGGGAUGCCGCCGUAGACGCGGCGCGCCGGGGGGACCUGCAGCUACGGGACGUGGACUUCUCGUACCCGCUACGGCCCGAGGCCCCAGUGCUGCGCGGUGUCAGCGUGACGCUGCCGCGCGGCAAAGUGACGGCGCUGGUCGGCCACUCGGGUGCGGGAAAAUCCACGGUUGCUGCUUUGAUCUCGCGCUUCUACACGCCAACCUCAGGUGAUGUGCUGCUGGGAGGGCAGAAUGCUGAGAGUUUCAGCCGCGGCGAGUGGGCCAAGGCAGUGGCUCUUGUCUCACAGGAGCCCGUGCUUUUUGCAGGCACGAUAGCGGACAACAUAGCGUACGCGUCAUACGGAUCCUGCUCGCGGGCCGAGGUCGAAGAGGCGGCUCAGGCGGCCAAUGCGGCGGAGUUUAUAGCGCAACUCCCCCAGGGGUAUGACACGCUGGUGGGGGACCGGGGGGCGCUGUUAUCUGGUGGCCAGCGCCAGCGCAUCGCCAUCGCGCGCGCUUUAUUGAAGGAUUCGCCCAUCCUGAUCCUGGACGAGGCAACGAGUGCGCUGGACACUGUGAGUGAGCGGCAGGUUCAGGCCGCCAUCGAUCGCCUCAUGGCUGGCCGCACCGUGUUAGUCAUCGCGCACCGCCUCUCCACCAUCCAGGCUGCGGAGCAGAUAGUGGUGCUGGACGGAGGGCGCGUUGCAGAGACAGGUACCCACACACAGCUGACUCAGCGCGGGGGUCUUUACGCCAAGCUGGUCUCCACUCAGUCAUUAUCGCUCAGCAAUGUUUAGGAGCUUUUAUGUGCGUGCCAUCAGUUGGUAUUUGUGCGAUACAUUGCGCCAAUGGGUUUGCUGCUGCUCCGCCGAUCCUUUUUAGAAUGAUGCUGUGAAGAGCUUUACAAGCACUACCAGUAGCACUGGCUGCUUGUGCGCUCCAGUGUUGUCGGCCAAUUAGUGCAAUAUGAUGCAGUUCAUUGGACUCAAGUAGUCACUCGGUUCAUAAUUGUGUUCCGAUUGCACAGACACUCGCUCAUAAAAUGAGUUGGGGGAAGGUACAGAUACUGAGCAUCAGGUUCACAAUUGAUUGGGUCUGCCUGUAUCUGGCAAGCCCAACAAGUGGUAGGGUUUUGGCAGCCUCUACAUGCAGCUUUUCUGCAGAUGCACCUUGCCGUUUGCAGUAAGCGUUUGUAAAAUAUUGAUAAU